CUUUAUAUAGCCAAAUCCAAGCUCUCCCCCUAAUCUUUAAUAUCACCAUUUUUGUGAAGGAGAUAUAUUUCUCUCUUUCUCUCUCUAAAAAUCUUCCCUUUCUCUCUCUAAAAAUCUUCCUUUUCUCUCUCUAGAAUCGCUUUGGUCGAAGUUUUCUCCAUUUGAUCUCUACGCUUGUGAUUAUAUAUUUUUUCUCGUAAUCGAAUCUAUAGUUUCUUAAUAAAUCGAAGAAUUUGAUUUUUUAUAGAUUUUGUUUGAUUUCGAGAUGGUUAAUUCUAGAAACGGGGAAUUUGUUGACGACCGCGUGGAUCGGGACGACGACGAAUUAAUCGGUUCGUCGGACGCAUCUUCGUCCAUCAACGGCGUCGUUGGUACCUUUAGCGUUGGAUCUGGAACAACUUCGGGACAGAGCGGUGAGGUGAGGAACGAAAUCGGACUUACGGAACGGUUAACGGAUAUAUUCGUAGAGGAAAACGAUGGAGAUUUGUUGCUUCAACAGAGCGAUCGAGAAGAUAGGGUUCUGCAAUGGUUACAAGCUUUGGAUAUGCAAGUAAUCGGCGCUUGUCGAACCGAUGAAAGGUUAAAGCCUUUGUUGAAAGUCAAUGUUUCGAACGGCGUAGCCGAGGAUCGAUUGUUAGCUCACUUGAGUCAGCAUUUUGAGCCAUCGGAAGUUGGUAUGCUGGCGAGGUGCUUUUGUAUACCUUUGGUUUCAAUUCGAGUGGGGAAGAUUAACAAACAAGGAACCUGUUUUCAGCCUACUGCUGCAAGGGGAAAUUUGAGUCUCACGCUCUUGCCAACAUCGGACUUGCGCCUUUCAUUUGUUGGGGAUGAUGGUCAAACUGAGAGAUUGUUUACCUUAAGUGACGAACCUGAGUGUGCUGAUGUUUCCAUCAACGAGAUCCCAACAGACAGUUCUGGACGAUCUUUCCUUGUGAAAUUGCCUGAUGGCAAAUUUUUUUACUAUUGGUGCUCGGAAAGAUCAAAGCUCUUGGGGGUUGAAUUGCUCUCAAAGAUGAAGGAUCUAAUCAAAAGUAAACCAUCUAUAGCUGAAUUAACUGGAAUCAGCGAGUCACGAUUAGGCUGUUUUGCAACUCAGCUUCGUGCCUAUCUCCUAGGAUCAUCUGUGAAUCCGGAAGCAAGUUGUGCUAGUUCACCUUCACCCAGUACCACACACGAUGCUAUUGUUGUGCACAAUGGGCAAUCUUCAUCAGCUACAUCAAAAUCUUUGCGAUCCCGACAUUCUAGCAGUCAAGCAUCCAAGGUGAAUGCACUUUAUCAAGGUAGCUUAAGUCCAAAAUCAAGCUCUUUCAAAGAGGGUUUGAUCCGAAACUCAUCUUUCCCGAGAAGCACCACCAGGGAUAAGCUGCGAAGGCGUGGAGAUAAUCUUCCGUUAGCCGAGAGCCUUAAAGUUGCUUCGCCUAUUAUAAAUGAUUCUUCUAAUUGCAAUCAAGCUGGAACUGACAAUCUUCUGGACAGCAAGAGUUGCUCGCUCACUCCUAACUUCCUUGAAUCACUUGGAAAACUUGCCGCUCCACCAACUCCAAGUGGUGUUUCUCAGGUUUCCUCCGUAGGACCUCCUCUAUUUUCUCCUUACUAUUGUUGGUGUCCCCCAGGAUCAUCGACACUACAAUGCUCAGCUACUUCCGAACUCCCUGCCUCUUCAAUCUCAUCUUUUAAGCUUCCACCGCUUUCAUCAAUGUUGCCAACAAAUGGUUCUUCCAGCUCGUUGAAACCAACUCUACCUCUUGGUCUUACUGAUGUACCAUCACUGGAUUUUCCAGCUUUCCUCCCGGAACCAUUGGUCCGAUUACCGUUGGCGAGUUCACAGCAAAUUCCAACCUUCACACCUUUGAUUUGUGAUCCAAUUGUUCAUAUUCCAGUCAUUGAUGUUUGCUCUUCAGGACAAGGUUAUUUGGUUAGUGCAGGUGCUACUAUUUCAACCUCAAUCCCUCCGUUACAUCCAAACCUCGUAAACCCAUUAUUACCGGAUACAACUGAUUCUGUAGUGGAAAAAGGUGCAAGAGAAACCCUCCGGUUACUCAUUAGUGGUUCGACACAGGGCAACCCUCCAUUAAUUGAUGUAUUACCGGCAGUUGACAAAAAAGGUAUCCUUGUUACCGGAAGCAGAGGGCUAUACAGCGGAACUAGGGACAUAAGUGCCAUUGCCGGUGGCAUUGCCACUGUGAGUUUCGCUACACUUUCAUCCACCUCCAUGUCAGAUAGCUUUAUAAAACAUCCCGAUUCAAAGCAGGUCAGAUCUAAUGGCUCGGAAGGAUCUUGUUCAGGCAGUGAUGCUAAACUUUCGGACUCGGAAAGAAGUUAAAUAGUGAAUAAAUAAAUAAAUAAAUGUAGGCAAUGGUAUUGUUCCCUCUGUAAGUCUUUUUCUUUUGUAGGUUAGAAAAUGCAAAAUGUAGAUCAAUGUAUCUGCAAUUUUGUCAUAUUUUAAAAUGUAAUUAGUCCCAAUCUGUUAUCCCA
This is a messenger RNA of Gossypium arboreum, 2475 nucleotides long. RefSeq lists its product as uncharacterized. The record is from RefSeq and is a predicted model, not a curated record. The transcript has 4 exons. Bases 266 to 2323 code for a protein of 685 amino acids. NCBI's taxonomy places the organism in Eukaryota, Viridiplantae, Streptophyta, Magnoliopsida, Malvales, Malvaceae.